GGACGGAGCAAGGUGGCAGCAGGCAGGACGCACGGCCAGGGAGCCCAGCUCCAGGGGCUGUCCUGCAGGGUGGGGUUGCACUCGCGGCCGCUCCUUCUCCGCGCCUGCCCCAUCCCCAAAGAGGACACCCCUCCUUCCGCCCGGCCCGCUCCCCACCCUCGCCGCGGCGCCGCCUCCAGCGCCCGCCCGCCCGCGCCCAGAGCCUCCCAGGCAGCCAGCGAGCGAGUGGAGCGCUCUGGAAUGGGACUUGGAGGCGCCGGCGAAGGAGGAGACGGCUGCCACGGCAGCGAUAGCAGCUCCGGCUUCUUCCUCGGCUCCCACGAGCGAUCCUCGGAGGAGAGCCGCGGCUCUCGGAGAAGCGAGGAGGCCAACGAGGAAGCCCGGGGUGGCUGCGCCCCUGUCUCGAGGCUCCCCGCGUGCCGGCUGUGGCUGCAGCCUUGCUCCUCAGCCUCUUCUUGAAAAUGGAAAAGAUGCUGUUGGGCUGCUUUCUGCUGAUCCUCGGACAAGUGCUCCUCCUGUCCGCUGAGGCCAGGGAGCGGCCGCGCUCGAGGUCCAUCUCCAGGGGAAGACACACUCGGACCCACCCCCAGACGGCCCUUCUGGAGAGCUCCUGUGAGAACAAGCAGGCAGACCUGGUCUUCAUCAUUGACAGCUCCCGCAGUGUCAACACCUAUGACUAUGCAAAAGUCAAGGAGUUCAUUGUGGGCAUCUUGCAAUUCUUGGACAUUGGGCCUGAUGUCACCCGGGUGGGCCUGCUCCAAUAUGGAAGCACUGUCAAGAAUGAGUUCUCCCUGAAGACCUUCAAGAGGAAGUCUGAGGUGGAACGUGCUGUCAAAAGGAUGAGGCAUCUGUCCACAGGCACCAUGACAGGGCUGGCCAUCCAGUAUGCCCUGAACAUCGCAUUCUCAGAAGCAGAGGGGGCCCGGCCCCUGAGGGAGAAUGUGCCUCGGGUCAUGAUGAUUGUGACAGAUGGGAGGCCGCAGGACUCAGUGGCUGAGGUGGCUGCAAAAGCACGAGACACAGGCAUCCUGAUCUUUGCCAUUGGCGUGGGCCAGGUGGACUUCAACACGCUGAAGGCCAUCGGGAGCGAGCCCCACAAAGACCAUGUCUUUCUGGUGGCCAACUUCAGCCAGAUCGAGUCCCUGACCUCAGAGUUCCAGAACAAGUUGUGCACGGUCCACAUGUGCAGCGUCUUGGAGCAUAACUGCACCCACUUCUGCAUCAACACCCCCGGAUCCUACGUCUGCAGGUGUAAACAAGGAUACAUCCUCAACUCAGAUCAGAGGACUUGCAAAAUCCAGGAUCUGUGUGCGGUGGAAGACCAUGCCUGUGAGCAUCUCUGUGUGAACGUGCCAGGCUCCUUCGUCUGCCAGUGCUACAGUGGCUACACCCUGGCUGAGGACAGGAAGACGUGUGUGGCUGUGGACUAUUGUGCCUCGGAAAACCAUGGAUGUGAACACGAGUGUGUAAAUGGUGAUAACUCCUACAUUUGCCAGUGCCAUGAAGGAUUUGCUCUUAACCCAGAUGAAAAAACAUGCACAAAGAUAGACUACUGUGCCUCACCCAAUCAUGGAUGUCAGCAUGAGUGUUUUAACACAGAGGAUUCUUAUUCCUGCCGUUGCCUGAAAGGGUUUACCCUGAAUCCAGAUAAGAAAACCUGCAGAAGGAUCAACUACUGCGCUCUGAACAAACCAGGCUGUGAGCAUGAAUGCAUGAACACAGAGGAAAGCUACUAUUGCCGGUGCCGCCGGGGCUAUACCCUGGACGCCAAUGGCAAGACCUGCAGCCGAGUGGAUCACUGCGCGCAGAACGACCAUGGCUGUGAGCAGCUGUGCGUGAACACGGAGGAGUCCUUCAUCUGCCAGUGCUCGGAAGGUUUCCUCAUCAACGAGGACCUCAAGACCUGUUCCAGGGUGGAUUACUGCUUGCUGAGCGACCAUGGUUGUGAGUACUCCUGCGUCAACACGGACACAUCCUUUGCCUGUCAGUGUCCCGAGGGACAUGUGCUCCGUAGUGAUGGGAAAACCUGUGCAAAAUUAGACUCUUGUUCUCUGGGGGACCAUGGUUGUGAACACUCAUGUGUAAGCAGUGGAGACUCUUGUGUGUGCCAGUGCUUUGAAGGGUACAUCCUCCGUGAAGAUGGGAAAACUUGCAGAUGGCAAGAUGUCUGCCAAGCCGUAGACCAUGGCUGUGAACACAUUUGUGUGAACAGUGAUGACUCCUACGUCUGCAAGUGCUUGGAAGGAUUCCGGCUCACUGAGGAUGGGAAACACUGCAGAAGGAAGGAUGUCUGCAAAUCGACCCACCAUGGCUGCGAACACACUUGUGUUAAUAAUGGCAAUUCAUACAUCUGCAAAUGCUCGCAGGGAUUUGUUCUAGCUGAGGAUGGAAGACGGUGCAAGAGAUGUAAUGAAGGCCCAAUUGACCUGGUCUUUGUGAUUGAUGGAUCCAAGAGCCUUGGAGAAGAGAAUUUUGAGAUCGUGAAGCAGUUUGUCACUGGAAUUAUAGAUUCCUUGGCAAUUUCCCCCAAAGCUGCUCGAGUGGGGCUGCUCCAGUACUCAACGCAGGUUCGCACAGAGUUCACCCUGAGAAGCUUCAACUCGGCCAGAGACAUGAAAAAAGCCGUGGCCCACAUGAAAUACAUGGGCAAGGGCUCUAUGACGGGGCUGGCCCUGAAACACAUGUUUGAGAGAAGUUUUACCGAAGUAGAAGGGGCCAGGCCUCUCUCCACACGGGUGCCUAGAGUGGUCAUCGUGUUCACCGACGGACGGGCUCAAGACGACGUCUCCGAGUGGGCCAGUAAAGCCAAGACCAAUGGUAUAACUAUGUAUGCUGUUGGGGUUGGAAAAGCCAUUGAGGAAGAACUACAGGAGAUUGCCUCUGAGCCCACAGACAAGCAUCUCUUCUAUACAGAAGACUUCAGCACAAUGGGCGAGAUAAGUGAAAAACUAAAGAAGGGCAUAUGUGAAGCUCUGGAAGACUCUGAUGGAAGUCAGGACUCCCCAGCAAGGGAAAUGCCAAAGAUGGUCCACCAGCCAACAGUGCAACACAGAUACCUGUUUGGAGAAGACAAUCUUUCACGGUCUACACAAAAACUUUCCCAGUCGACAAAAGCUUCAGGAAGCCUUUUGGAAGAAAAACACGAUCAAUGCAAAUGUGAAAACCUUAUAAUGUUCCAGAACCUUGCAAAUGAAGAAGUAAGAAAAUUAACUCAGCGCUUAGAAGAAAUGACACAGAGAAUGGAAGCCCUGGAAAAUCGCCUGAGAUAUAGAUGAAGAUUGGAAAUGCUUUGUUCUUUGUAUUUGUCAUUGUUUCAAGGAUUACAAGAAAAGCAGCUCAGAGCCCCAAAGCUCAGGCUAUCAUUAUGUCUGUAAUGUUGUGAAGCAAGCACAACUAGUACUGAAAAAGCUGGUUUGGUACGGAACAAAGACAAAAAGUAGACACUAAUUUGUAUAAAUUUAUUCAGAGAAAGAAACUUACAGAGUUCACCAAGUGAGAAUAAAUAAGCUAUGCAAGGUAUUUUGUAAUACACUGUGGACAUGAUUUGCUUCUGCCCCUUCCUGCAUUAGAGUAUUGCCAUCUCAUUUGAUUACAAAAUAACGUUUGCAGUCUUACUUCUGUAGAACACUGGCCAUAGGAAAAGCUAUUUUUUGUACUGGGCUUUACCUUGAUGUAUGUAUAUGGAUGUAUGCAUAAAAUUGUAAGACGUAUGUACUUGUAUAAGAAGUUGGAUUUUUUUUUUACACAGUAUUAAAAUUCACACUUCAGA
This is a messenger RNA of Trichechus manatus latirostris (Florida manatee), 3769 nucleotides long. RefSeq names its product matrilin 2 (gene MATN2). NCBI's taxonomy places the organism in Eukaryota, Metazoa, Chordata, Mammalia, Sirenia, Trichechidae. Gene Ontology annotation, molecular function: calcium ion binding. The record is from RefSeq and is a predicted model, not a curated record. Bases 462 to 3275 code for a protein of 937 amino acids. The transcript has 19 exons.